AAAAAAGUACACAAAAGGAAUCGAUGAGUCACAAUCACAUUAUUUGCUUGUCCGGCUGAAAACCAACUGGAAAAAUACUUUUUUACCAUUCCAACAAUGCAGGUAAGUUGUAGGCAUCAUUUUACAACUGCAUCAUUUUACCACUUACAGACUGUUAUAUGUAACCAGAUCUACUUCCAUAUUUUCAGCAAUACUUGUACGUUUCACACAUAGAAUGACAAGCAGAAUGUUUAAUUGAACAGGCGCUCUGUGGUUUCCCAUGUUUCAGGCCCUGAAGUUCCUCCACGUGCUGCUGUCAGUAGCAGUUCACUCUAAGGUACUGAUGUUCCAGCCUCUGGACUGCGCUGACGUCUACAACAACGGUUCUAAGACCAGUGGUAUCUACAGGAUCUACCCUGCUGGACCCAACUCUCCUCCAUACGUCUACUGUGAUAUGGACACUGACGGAGGGAAAUGGACUGUGAGUAGGCUACCUAGUAGGAAACGGUUUUAACAGAGUACAUAACAGCGUUCAGAUAUUGAGGGUUUGGGCAACACCUUCAGAAUAACAAAUAUUACAACUAAUAUUAUGGCUGAACUCGAAUGUGCUGGUUGAUAAAAUAACUGUAUUUAUGGGAAAGAUGUUUGAAUAGGGUAUUUUUGUUUUUAAAUGAUAUUGUAAAUUGGAAUGGUAGAGUUGUGUAUUUCAUGGAGUUAUUAGAAUCGCAUGGGAAGGUCUGCUCAAUCCAAGAUUACAACCAAUUGAUUACAGCAUUACCCCAAACAUGGAGGAGGCUGGUGGCAGCGGGAGGAGGUAGAGAACUGGUCUGUCUGCCCAAUAUAAAGGAUCAAGGGUGGAGGUAGGGAACUGGUCUGUCUGCCCAAUAUAAAGGAUCAAGGGAGGAGAUAGAGAACUGGUCUGUCUGCCCAAUAUAAAGGAUCAAGGGAGGAGGUAGGGAACUGGUCUGUCUGCCCAAUAUAAAGGAUCAAGGGAGGAGGCAGGGAACUGGUCUGUCUGCCCAAUAUAAAGGAUCAAGGGAGGAGGUAGGGAACUGGUCUGUCUGCCCAAUAUAAAGGAUCAAGGGAGGAGGUAGGGAACUGGUCUGUCUGCCCAAUAUAAAGGAUCAAGGGAGGAGGUAGGGAACUGGUCUGUCUGCCCAAUAUAAAGGAUCAAGGGAGGAGGCAGGGAACUGGUCUGUCUGCCCAAUAUAAAGGAUCAAGGGAGGAGGUAGGGAACUGGUCUGUCUGCCCCAAUAUAAAGGAUCAAGGGAGGAGGUAGGGAACUGGUCUGUCUGCCCAAUAUAAAGGAUCAAGGGAGGAGGUAGGGAACUGGUCUGUCUGCCCAAUAUAAAGGAUCAAGGGAGGAGGUAGGGAACUGGUCUGUCUGCCCAAUAUAAAGGAUCAAGGGAGGAGGUAGGGAACUGGUCUGUCUGCCCAAUAUAAAAGAUCAAGGGAGGAGGUAGGGAACUGGUCUGUCUGCCCAAUAUAAAGGAUCAAGGGAGGAGGUAGGGAACUGGUCUGUCUGCCCAAUAUAAAGGAUCAAGGGAGGAGGUAGGGAACUGGUCUGUCUGCCCAAUAUAAAGGAUCAAGGGAGGAGGUAGGGAACUGGUCUGUCUGCCCAAUAUAAAUAAUAAAAAUAGCAUGAAUAGGAAAGUAUAGCAGUUUCAUUUGAGGACCAGGAUGUUGACAGCUGUGUGCCAUGCAGAUUGCAAAAUAGUUGGGAAGAGAUUUUUGAUAUACCGAUUCCAUGGUAUAUAGAAUUCUUGCCACCAACAAAAUGUUGAAUAUUUGGGGCAUACAAUCAUCGCAGCUCUGCAGAUUGUGUUGUGAGGAUACAGAAUCAAUAGACCAUUUAUUUUGGUAUUGCCCUCAGGUAGCCUGGUUCUGGUCUCAGGUUCAGGAAUGGCUGAAAAUGCAUAACAUUCAUCUAAAAUUGACCCUAGAAAUAGGACUGUUGGGAGAUCUGGAGAGACCGGGUCAAUCAACUACUAAUAUACUAACACUCUUAGUAAAAAGUAUUUAUCUUCAACUCACAAUCUGUGGAUUCUAUUCGAUUAGAUAUAUUGAAAUUGUAUGCUUAAACAUCACAGCAUAGUUGAAAGAUAUACAGUGAGGGAAAAAAGUAUUUGAUCCCCUGCUGAUUUUGUAAGUUUGCCCACUGACAUAGACAUGAUCAGUCUAUAAUUUUAAUGGUAGGUUUAUUUGAACAGUGAGAGACAGAAUAACAACAAAAAAAUCCAGAAAAACGCAUGUCAAAAAUGUUAUAAAUUGAUUUGCAUUUUAAUGAGGGAAAUAAGUAUUUGACCCCUCUGCAAAACAUGACUUAGUACUUGGUGGCAAAACCCUUGUUGGCAAUCACAGAGGUCAGAUGUUUCUUGUAGUUGGCCACCAGGUUUGCACACAUCUCAGGAGGGAUUUUGUUCCACUCCUCUUUGCAGAUCUUUUCCAAGUCAUUAAGGUUUCGAGGCUGAUGUUUGGCAACUCGAACCUUCAGCUCCCUCCACAGAUUCUCUAUGGGAUUAAGGUCUGGAGACUGGCUAGGCCACUCCAGGAUCUUAAUGUGCCUCUUCUUGAGCUACUCCUUUGUUGCCUUGGCCGUGUAUUUUGGGUCAUUGUCAUGCUGGAAUACCCAUCCACGACCCAUUUUCAAUGCCCUGGCUGAGGGAAGGAGGUUCUCACCCAAGAUUUGACGGUACAUGGCCCCGUCCAUCGUCCCUUUGAUGGUGUGAAGUUGUCCUGUCCCCUUAGCAGAAAAACACCCCCAAAGCAUAAUGUUUCCACCUCCAUGUUUGACGGUGGGGAUGGUGUUCUUGGGGUCAUAGGCAGCAUUCCUCCUCCUCCAAACACGGCGAGUUGAGAUGAUGCCAAAGAGAUCGAUUUUGGUCUCAUCUGACCACAACACUUUCACCCAGUUCUUGAUAGAGGAAUUAUGAUUAUGACUAAAAUUGUUCACCCCCGAUACUGUGUGAACUGUGUUAGGGUUAUCAUUAUAAACCCACUAACAGAGGGGGGUGAGUUAGAAACUGCUGAGACAAACAUUCCAGGAUGAAGGGGACUUAGAAACUGGUUAAAGGCCUCCUAAAGGUGGGCGGCGCAAAGUGUGUUUUGGCGGGAGAGCUCUCCAUUAUUAAAUAAUACAGAUCAUUCUUGCUGGUUGUGGACCUUUGUUUAUUUAAUUCAUUAUUAAAACCAGAGCCUUACACCCUCUGGGAAUUAUUCAAAGCAUUGAGUUUAAUUAGAUAAAUAAAUUCUCGUGACAAAUGGUCCUUCGAGCCGGAUCUCAAAAUACGUCUUUGUCGUUCCCACAGGUGAACUAAAGGAGAAGGUGACCCACUCUAUCUAACCAGGUGACUGGUGUGGAUCCAGUCCCUAAAGAAGAAAGACUGGAAGCACGCCUGUUGGGAAGGGCCCUAUCAGGUUAUAUUGGUCACUGCCUUUGCCAUUAGAAUAGCAGAGAGAGCAACCUGGGUCCAUGUUACCCACUGCAAGAGGGUAAGACCACAUACAAGCACCACUGAACACACGCAGAGUUAGAGAGAAGAACUGGACCAAUAGGGUCUGGGGAUCACCUCUGUUAACGAAGAUCUCCUACCCCGACCUAUCAUCACUGUAGUGUGUUCUCAGGGUGUGAGUACAGGGUAGUACCAAGCAGAAAGACUGAGGGCAGGAGAGGGUUGGUGGUUUUUGUGAAUAUGGAUAACCUGAGCUGCAUCAUAGUCUCGGCAAUGGUCCUGAUAUGUCAAGAUCCACCACCACACCUACGCUAUGCCCUUACCAUUGUUAAGAAGUCAAAGAGAAGAGAAGCGACCCGACAUACUGACCGUCAAGGACGAGUGGCCUACAAAAUGGGAGUCAGAGAAGGGCAGACUGUAGGAUUCAAAAUAAGGGUUAGGGACGUAGCCAACGGGUGGGGUACAUGUCAACAAGCAAUUUGGGAUUAUAAAAUCCCAUAAUAUUCGUGUUCGAGCCCCACGGCGGAUUGUUCCUAGACUCAAGUGUUUAAAAACACACUUGGGGACGGGGAUAUGAGACCGGGCGGGACUGGACAUCCAGAUGGGGGGUAAAGAGAAACAAAGACAUCACCAAUUAUCAAUUGGAGAUAGUAGUAAUGUGACUGACUUAAGUUCGGAAGCACAGGAGAGAAUUCUAAACCUCACAGCCCCUGUAACCGAUGUGUGGUGGGCGUGUGCCAGUAAAAGGCAGUAUAAGGCAGAUAAUUCCAAAAGGGUGGCUGGGUACCUGCGCCCUGGUUCUACUGAUUCAGCUAGUUAGAAUUAGUCACCAGGAACCAAGGAAAGGGUUAAACAGAUGUAGGAGGAGUUUUAACAAGAAGGAGAAUAGCCCUAUUUAGAUGGAUGCGAUUGGGGUACCAAGGGGGGUAUCGGAUGGAUACCGAGCUAUGAAACAAGUAGGGGAAGGAUUUACUACCACGUUCUUUUGGUGGAUGACAAUAAACAAAAAUUGUGGACCAACAACGAUUUAUUGGCCAGACUAGGGAUGCAGUAAAGGGGAUCUCUGAACAAUUAUCCGCCACCUCACUCAUGACUUGGAAAAAUAGGUUGGCUCUAGAUCAGGCAGAAAGGGGCGGUGUCUAUAGAAUGGUGGCCGUUGUUGCACAUUUAUCCCUAACAACACCGCACCGGAUGGGACAGUCACCAGAGCUCUAGCAGGAUUGAUUGCUCUAAGUGAAGAAUGGGCUGAGAACUCAGGGAGUUAAUACAUCUUUGAUAGGGUGAUUUGAUGAAAUGUUUGGUAAAUGGAAAAAGAUAGCAGCCACCGCAAUUGGAUGCAAUUGCUUGGUAUUAUGUGGUUGUUGUUGUCUUGUUCCCUGUGUCCGAGGGUUGGUGAGUAAGGCGUUGGAGAAAUGCAGUGUCUCAACCGAUGGUGAGAUAUGGACGGAAUCCGGACUCUGACCAGUGGAAUGUGAAAAACGAUCCUCCAGGCUUGGUGGAUGACGAGGACUUUGACCCUGAAAGACCGCAAUUGGAUGAAACGUUUAUUAGUUCUGAUGUAUGAAGGUCAGAUUGAUCAUGCUUGUAAAUACAUUUAUCCUGAGGGUGUAACAAUUUAGUCAAAGGGUGAAUUGAUAGAGGAAUUAUGAUUAUGACUAAAAUUGUUCACCCCGAUACUGAUGAUGACUGUGAGAACUGUGUUAGGGUUAUCAUUGUAAACCCACUAACAGAGGGGGGGGGGGGGGGGGGGAGUUAGAAACUGCUGAGACAAACAUUCCAGGAUGAAGGGGACUUAGAAACUGGUUACAGGGUGCCUAAAGAUGGGCGGAGCAAAGUUCCUUUGUGUGAAGGGGUAUUAAAGGCGAUGUGUGUGUGUGUUUUGGCGGGAGAGCUCUCCAUGAUUAAAUACUACAGAUCAUUCUUGCUGGUUCUGGACCUUUGUUUAAUUCAUGAUUAAAACCAGAGCCUUACACCCUCUGGGAAUUAUUCAAAGCAUUGAGUUUAAUUAGAGAUAGAAAUUCUCGUGACAGUUCUCCUCUGAAUCGUUCAGAUGUUCAUUGGCAAACUUCAGACGGGCCUGUAUAUGUGCUUUCUUGAGCAGGGGGACCUUGCGGGCGCUGCAGGAUUUCAGUCCUACACGGCGUAGUGUGUUACCAAUUGUUUUCUUGGUGACUAUGGUCCCAGCUGCCUUGAGAUCAUUAACAAGAUCCUCCCGUGUAGUUCUGGGCUGAUUCCUCACCGUUCUCAUGAUCAUUGCAACUCCACGAGGUGAGAUUUUGCAUGGAGCCCCAGGCCGAGGGAGAUUGACAGAGCUUUUGUGUUUCUUCCAUUUGCGAAUAAAUCGCACCAAAUGUUGUCACCUUCUCACCAAGCUGCUUGGCGAUGGUCUUGUAGCCCAUUCCAGCCUUGUGUAGGUCUACAAUCUUGUCCCUGACAUCCUUGGAGAGCUCUUUGGUCUUGGCCAUGGUGGAGAGUUUGGAAUCUGAUUGACUGAUUGCUUCUGUGGACAGGUGUCAUUUAUACAGGUAACAAACUGAGAUUAGGAGCACUCCCUUUAAGAGUGUGCUCCUAAUCUCAGCUCGUUACCUGUAUAAAAGACACCUGGGAGCCAGAAAUCUUUCUGAUUGAGAGGGGGUCAAAUACUUAUUUCCCUCAUUAAAAUGCAAAUCAAUUUAUAACAUUUUUGACAUGCGUUUUUCUGAAUUUUUUUGUUGUUAUUCUGUCUCUCACUGUUCAAAUAAACCUACCAUUAAAAUUAUAGACUGACCAUUUCUUUGUCAGUGGGCAAACGUACAAAAUCAAAAGGGGAUCAAAUACUUUUUUCCCCUCACUGUAUGGUGCCAUACUAGACAGCCUCAACACCUUCAGAUCAUAAUAGUCAGCCUCAACACCUUCAGACCAUACUAGUCAGCCUCAACACCAUCCUAGUCAGCCUCAACACCAUCCUAGUCAGCAUCAACACCUUCAGACCAUCCUAGUCAGCCUCAACACCUUCAGACCAUACUAGUCAGCAUCAACACCUUCAGACCAUACUAGUCAGCCUCAACACCAUCCUAGUCAGCCUCAACACCAUCCUAGUCAGCAUCAACACCUUCAGACCAUACUAGUCAGCCUCAACACCUUCAGACCAUACUAGUCAGCCUCAACACCUUCAGACCAUCCUAGUCAGCAUCAACACCUUCAGACCAUCCUAGUCAGCCUCAACACCUUCAGACCAUCCUAAUCAGCCUCAACACCUUCAGACCAUACUAGUCAGCCUCAACACCUUCAGACCAUACUAGUCAGCCUCAACACCAUCACACCAUCCUAGUCAGCCUCAACACCUUCACACCAUCCUAGUCAGCCUCAACACCUUCAGACCAUCCUGGUCAGCCUCAACACCUUCAGACCAUACUAGUCAGCCUCAACACCUUCAGACCAUCCUAGUCAGCCUCAACACCAUACUAGUCAGCCUCAACACCUUCAGACCAUCCUAGUCAGCCUCAACACCUUCAGACCAUACUAGUCAGCCUCAACACCUUCAGACCAUCCUAGUCAGCCUCAACACCUUCAGACCAUCCUAGUCAGCCUCAACACCUUCAGACCAUACUAGUCAGCCUCAACACCUUCAGACCAUCCUAGUCAGCCUCAACACCUUCAGACCAUACUAGUCAGCCUCAACACCUUCAGACCAUACUAGUCAGCCUCAACACCUUCAGACCAUCCUGGUCAGCCUCAACACCUUCAGACCAUACUAGUCAGCCUCAACACCUUCAGACCAUCCUAGUCAGCCUCAACACCAUACUAGUCAGCCUCAACACCUUCAGACCAUCCUAGUCAGCCUCAACACCAUACUAGUCAGCCUCAACACCUUCAGACCAUACUAGUCAGCCUCAACACCUUCAGACCAUCCUAGUCAGCCUCAACACCUUCAGACCAUACUAGUCAGCCUCAACACCUUCAGACCAUCCUAGUCAGCCUCAACACCUUCAGACCAUCCUAGUCAGCCUCAACACCAUACUAGUCAGCCUCAACACCUUCAGACCAUCCUAGUCAGCCUCAACACCUUCAGACCAUCCUAGUCAGCCUCAACACCUUCAGACCAUCCUAGUCAGCCUCAACACCUUCAGACCAUCCUAGUCAGCCUCAACACCUUCAGACCAUCCUAGUCAGCCUCAACACCAUACUAGUCAGCCUCAACACCUUCAGACCAUCCUAGUCAGCCUCAACACCUUCAGACCAUACUAGUCAGCCUCAACACCAUCCUAGUCAGCCUCAACACCAUCCUAGUCAGCCUCAACACCAUCACACCAUCCUAGUCAGCCUCAACACCUUCAGACCAUCCUAGUCAGCCUCAACACCAUACUAGUCAGCCUCAACACCUUCAGACCAUCCUAGUCAGCCUCAACACCUUCAGACCAUCCUAGUCAGCCUCAACACCUUCAGACCAUACUAGUCAGCCUCAACACCUUCAGACCAUCCUAGUCAGCCUCAACACCAUCAGACCAUCCUAGUCAGCAUCAACACCUUCAGACCAUCCUAGUCAGCCUCAACACCUUCAGACCAUACUAGUCAGCCUCAGCACCAUCCUAGUCAGCCUCAACACCAUCCUAGUCAGCCUCAACACCAUCCUAGUCAGCCUCAACACCAUCCUAGUCAGCCUCAACACCUUCAGACCAUACUAGUCAACCUCAACACCUUCAGACCAUACUAGUCAACCUCAACACCUUCAGACCAUACUAGUCAACCUCAACACCUUCAGACCAUACUAGUCAGCCUCAACACCUUCAGACCAUACUAGUCAGCCUCAACACCUUCACACCAUACUAGUCAGCCUCAGCACCGUCAGAUCAUACUAGUCAGCAUCAACAAAUACGUGAUACAUCGACAUACACUGAUCUUGUUGAAGUAUUUUAAUACAACAGUAUUCUGCGAGAUGAGAGGUCUGAUCAACCGUAUUUUAACACAACAGUAUUCUGCCAGAUGAGAGGUCUGAUCAACCGUAUUUUAAUACAACAGUAUUCUGCCAGAUAAGAGGUCUGAUCAACCGUAUUUUAAUACAACAGUAUUCUGCGAGAUGAGGUCUGAUCAACCGUAUUUUAACACAACAGUAUUCUGCCAGAUAAGAGGUCUGAUCUUUUUCCUCUCCUUCUCUCCCUCCCUCUCCAUCUCUCCCUCCCUCUCCUUCACCCGCCUCCCUCUCCUUCACCCGCCUCCCUCUCCUUCUCUCCCUCCCUCUCCUUCACCCGCCUCCCUCUCCUUCACCCGCCUCUCUCUCCUUCUCUCCCUCCCUCUCCUUCACCCGCCUCCCUCUCCUUCACCCGCCUCCCUCUCCUUCUCUCCCUCCCUCUCCUUCACCCGCCUCCCUCUCCUUCACCCGCCUCUCUCUCCUUCUCUCCCUCCCUCUCCUUCACCCGCCUCCCUCUCCUUCACCCGCCUCCCUCUCCUUCACCCGCCUCCCUCUCCUUCACCCGCCUCCCUCUCCCUCCUUCUAGGUGUUCCAGAGGAGGAUGGAUGGAACAGUGAACUUCUACAGAGGAUGGGACCAGUACAAGAACGGCUUUGGACAUGCAGCGGGAGAGUACUGGCUGGGUAAGGACUUAUUUAAAAAGCCUUUUCAAGGACAGAUCACCAAUGGAAAAACCUGGAUAAUAUAAUGAAUAAUUGGUAGUUAACUGAAUUCUCUAUAGUGAGGUUGUUGUGACAGUCAGUAGAUAGGCAGGUCGAUCACAACAAGACCAUUGUGGUCUACCAAAAACAUUUAGUUGGUGUGUAAAACCAGUGAGUCUAGAAAUGCAACCUCCCACACUACCCCAAAGCAGUAAAAAAAUACACUUUUAUGACCCCUCUAUAGAAAGAUUGAAGGUCCCCCGUUACCAGUUUUUAAAAAAUGAAUGGAAGUAUAUAUGGAGACUGUUUAGUGCCAAAAAUAAGGGGUUAAAUACAUGUUAAAAUAACAAAAAAACAUUUAUAAUCUCUCAGAUAUAGGACAGGGGGGGACUAUUCAAUGUGUUUGUAUGGGCUAAUAGCAGUAAGGACUAUCUGUUGUUCCAUGUAGUGAAUCUGUUAUUCAAUGUGUUUGUAUGGGCUAAUAGCAGUAAGGACUAUCUGUUGUUCCAUGUAGUGAAUCUGUUAUUCAAUGUGUUUGUAUGGGCUAAUAGCAGUAAGGACUAUCUGUUGUUCCAGGUAGUGAAUAUGUUAUUCAAUGUGUUUGUAUGGGCUAAUAGCAGUAAGGACUAUCUGUUGUUCCAGGUAGUGAAUCUGUUAUUCAAUGUGUUUGUAUGGGCUAAUAGCAGUAAGGCCAAAUUAAUUUUUUCAUCAAUUCAUUUUUUACGUACAGUACCAGUCAAAAUUUGACACACCUACUCAUUCAUGGGUUUUUCUUUAUUUUUUUUACUAUUUUCUACAUUGUAGAAUAAUAGUGAAGACAUCAAAACUAUGAAAUAACACAUAUGGAAUCAUGUAGUAACCAAAAAAGAGUAAAACAAAUCAAGAUAUAUUUUAUAUUUGAGAUUCUUCAAAUAGCCACCCUUUGCCUUGAUGACACCAAAAUUGGUUCUGUGAAAGUUCCCAGAACACAAAAACUGUCCAGUUGUGCUGAUAAUUAUAGAACGUUCGUAUAAAACAUUUGCCUGAUGUUGCAAGAACGUUCCAAAAUCACAUUUAAUCUGUUCUUUAAAAAAGGUUCCCAGAAUGUUUCAUUAGAUUGUGGGAACAGUCUUGUGAGAACAUAGUGGGGACAUCACUAAAGAUAUGUUCCCAAAACACAAAAACUGUCCAGUUGUGCUGAUUAUUACAAUACUGUUGAUUGUAAAAACAUUUGCCUGAUGUUGCAAGAACAUUCCCAGAACAAAUGUUUUUAUGUUCUUUAAAAGAUCCUAAAACAUUGACUGUCCACGGGUCCAUUCGGAAUGGGUCUCCGUUUCUUUACAUUAAUUUAUGCAUAUCGGGUCGGUUGGGAAAGCCACGGAUCCCUUUCGGAGGACCUCUAGUACACAGUAUGAAGUUUCAGUAAGUAGUAGUCAAGACAUAUUUCGGACACUGCCUUUGUACUAGUCUAAAGAGAGUUUGUGAAGGAAAAGUCAUUGCGUUGCAAGAUGGCCGCUCCAACGCCACCGCUACUUCUGGCCUAGUCACUAAAGGCUACUACCAACACUACUAUCACCACCACCAUCAUCACCACCACCAUCACCACCACCAUCACCACCACCAUCACCACCCCACUACUAUUUAUAACACAGUCACUACUCUUCAUUGGUUGCACCCUCCAUCACCCGGUCGCGUCACGCCAUUGUUGUGAACAUUCUAAAUAUGCCUCAGCCAUACUGAUUCCCAGAAGUCAAGCGGUAGUACCCAGUCAUUCUGAACGGUGGCUAAUGACAAAUUAUAAAAUUAGAAUAUAGUGGCCUGGAAACAGGUUCCUACAUUAUGCAAAUAAUUAGUAGGAAACAACUUUGCCAUCAUUAUGAUGUCGUCCGAAUUACUUUUAGACGGAUGGCAAUGUUGCCAUUAGCUAGUGAAGUUCGUAAAAAAAAUACCUAGCAUUCCUAACGUUAGCUAGCUAAAAUCUGGUGCUCUUCCCUUUUAUCUUAACUAGCUAGCUAAAGUUAUACUGUGGUCCUUGUGGUCCUUAGUUGUGGUCGUCUGUAGCUCAAUUGGUAGAGCACGGCGCUUGUAAAGCCAGGGUAGUGGGUUCGAUUCCCGGGACCACCCAUACGUAAAAAUGUAUGCACACAUGACUGUAAGUCGCUUUGGAUAAAAGCGUCUGCUAAAUGGCAUAUUAUUAUUAUAUAUUAUACUACAGCUAAAAGUCAAUCUGAUGACAUCACAACGACGACAGAAGGUUGUCCUACUAAUUAUUUGCCUCCUUUAGAAAUGGCAUUGUGUUUCCAAGCCACUAUUUUCAUCAGCACCAAUUGACAAUACAUUGAGUAGAAGGUUCAGUCAGGAGUGUCUUAUUUCCAGUCGGAAGUCACACCGUUCAAAACAAUAUUGUGACGAAACGUGCAACACAUUAACACUAGCCUCAAAUUUGUCAACCCUCAGCCUCUAACAAUUUAAACCUCUAAACUUCUUCCACUAACAUAACAAUCCUUCUGGACAGCUGAAGCAUAUCGCCAUUUUUCUUCAAUAAAAAAAAAAACAGUUUCUAGCUGCAUUUUAGAAACGUCUGUCCCACAUGGAGGUGACGCAGGGUUUUGGUUCCGGGUUUCCAAGAUGAGGCGCUACGGAUCACAGAUCUGGUAUUUCUAUGCAUUAUUCGAUCAAGUGGUUCAAAGUAAAACAACAUGUGACAAUUUACUAACAAAAUAUGAACAGAAAGGUAGAGUACACGCAUGUUCUGGUGUAACGUCGAGACAACUUACGGAUAAUACGGAUAAAAUAAAAACACUUGUUUAAAAAGACUGAGAAAGUCCAGGGAAUUACAAAAGUGGAACUGCCCGUAUUGUGAAAUCGUGUUUGCUACCCUGAUAAAUAUUAGCCAAUCAUGAUCCACCCACCCCUUCUAAAAAAAGUACACAAAAGGACGGAUGAGUCACAAUCACAUUAUUUGCUUGUCCGGCUGAAAACCAACUGGAAAAAUACUUUUUUACCAUUCCAACAAUGCAGGUAAGUUGUAGGCAUCAUUUUACAACUGCAUCAUUUUACCACUUACAGACUGUUAUAUGUAAUCAGAUCUACUUCCAUAUUUUGAGCAGUAAUUGUACGUUUCACACACAGAAUGACAAGCAGAAUGUUAAUUGAACAGGCGCUCUGUGGUUUCCCAUGUUUCAGGCCCUGAAGUUCCUCCACGUGCUGCUGUCAGUAGCAGUUCACUCUAAGGUACUGAUGUUCCAGCCUCUGGACUGCGCUGACGUCUACAACAACGGUUCUAAGACCAGUGGUAUCUACAGGAUCUACCCUGCUGGGCCCAACUCUCCUCCAUACGUCUACUGUGAUAUGGACACUGACGGAGGGAAAUGGACUGUGAGUAGGCUACCUAGUAGGAAACGGUUUUAACAGAGUACAUAACAGCGUUCAGAUAUUGAGGGUUUGGGCAACACCUUCAGAAUAACAAAUAUUACAACUAAUAUUAUGGCUGAACUCGAAUGUGCUGGUUGAUAAAAUAACUGUAUUUAUGGGAAAGAUGUUUGAAAAGGGUAUUUUUGUUUUUAAAUGAUAUUGUAAAUUGGAAUGGUAGAGUUGUGUAUUUCAUGGAGUUAUUAGAAUCGCAUGGGAAGGUCUGCUCAAUCCAAGAUUACAACCAAUUGAUUACAGCAUUACCCCAAACAUGGAGGAGGCUGGUGGCAGCGGGAGGAGGUAGGGAACUGGUCUGUCUGCCCAGUAUAAAGGAUCAAGGGAGGAGGUAGGGAACUGGUCUGUCUGCCCAAUAUAAAGGAUCAAGGGAGGAGGUAGGGAACUGGUCUGUCUGCCCAGUAUAAAGGAUCAAGGGAGGAGGUAGGGAACUGGUCUGUCUGCCCAAUAUAAAGGAUCAAGGGAGGAGGUAGGGAACUGGUCUGUCUGCCCAAUAUAAAGGAUCAAGGGAGGAGGUAGGGAACUGGUCUGUCUGCCCAAUAUAAAGGAUCAAGGGAGGAGGUAGGGAACUGGUCUGUCUGCCCAAUAUAAAGGAUCAAGGGAGGAGGUAGGGAACUGGUCUGUCUGCCCAAUAUAAAGGAUCAAGGGAGGAGGUAGGGAACUGGUCUGUCUGCCCAAUAUAAAGGAUCAAGGGAGGAGGUAGGGAACUGGUCUGUCUGCCCAAUAUAAAGGAUCAAGGGAGGAGGUAGGGAACUGGUCUGUCUGCCCAAUAUAAAGGAUCAAGGGAGGAGGUAGGGAACUGGUCUGUCUGCCCAAUAUAAAGGAUCAAGGGAGGAGGUAGGGAACUGGUCUGUCUGCCCAGUAUAAAGGAUCAAGGGAGGAGGUAGGGAACUGGUCUGUCUGCCCAAUAUAAAGGAUCAAGGGAGGAGGUAGGGAACUGGUCUGUCUGCCCAAUAUAAAGGAUCAAGGGAGGAGGUAGGGAACUGGUCUGUCUGCCCAAUAUAAAGGAUCAAGGGAGGAGGUAGGGAACUGGUCUGUCUGCCCAGUAUAAAGGAUCAAACUGGCGGAGGAACAAAAAUAGCAUAAAUAGGAAGGUAUACCCGUUUCAUUUGAGGACCAGGAUGUUGACAGCUGUGCCAUACAGAUUGCAAAAUAUGAUAUACCGAUUCCAUGGUACAGGGUGUAUGAGUUGAUAUAUAAAACGACGCAAGAUUCAAGACUUCGUGCUUUUCAGCUAAAAUUAUUAUAUAGAAAUCUUGCCACCAACAAAAUGUUGAAUAUUUGGGGCAUACAAUCAUCGAAGCUCUGCAGAUUGUGUUGUGAGGAUACAGAAUCAAUAAACCAUUUAUUUUGGUAUUGCCCUCAGGUAGCCUGGUUCUGGUCUCAGGUUCAGGAAUGGAUGAAAAUGCAUAACAUUGAUCUAAAAUUGACCCUAGAAAUAGGACUGUUGGGAGAUCUGGAGAGACCGGGUCAAUCAACUACUAAUAUACUAACACUCUUAGUAAAAAGUAUUUAUCUUCAACUCACAAUCUGUGGAUUCUAUUCGAUUAGAUAUAUUGAAAUUGUAUGCUUAAACAUCACAGCAUAGUUGAAAGACAUAUGGUGCCAUCCUAGUCAGCCUCAACACCUUCAGACCAUCCUGGUCAGCCUCAACACCUUCAGACCAUACUAGUCAGCCUCAACACCUUCAGACCAUACUAGUCAGUCUCAACACCAUCCUAGUCAGCCUCAACACCUUCAGACCAUCCUGGUCAGCCUCAACACCUUCAGACCAUACUAGUCAGCCUCAACACCUUCAGACCAUACUAGUCAGCCUCAACACCUUCAGACCAUCCUAGUCAGCCUCAACACCUUCAGACCAUCCUGGUCAGCCUCAACACCUUCAGACCAUCCUAGUCAGCCUCAACACCUUCAGACCAUACCUAGUCAGCCUCAACACCUUCAGACCAUCCUAGUCAGCCUCAACACCUUCAGACCAUACUAGUCAGCCUCAACACCUUCAGACCAUACUAGUCAGCCUCAACACCUUCAGACCAUACUAGUCAGCCUCAACACCUUCAGACCAUCCUGGUCAGCAUCAACACCUUCAGACCAUCCUAGUCAGCCUCAACACCUUCAGACCAUACUAGUCAGCCUCAACACCUUCAGACCAUACUAGUCAGCCUCAACACCUUCAGACCAUCCUAGUCAGCUCAACACCAUUCAGACCAUCCUAGUCACCUUCAGACCAUACUAGUCAGCCUCAACACCUUCAGACCAUACUAGUCAGCCUCAACACCUUCAGACCAUCCUAGUCAGCCUCAACACCUUCAGACCAUCCUAGUCAGCCUCAACACCAUACUAGUCAGCCUCAACACCUUCAGACCAUCCUAGUCAGCCUCAACACCAUACUAGUCAGCCUCAACACCUUCAGACCAUACUAGUCAACCUCAACACCAUACUAGUCAGCCUCAACACCAUCCUAGUCAGCCUCAACACCAUACUAGUCAGCCUCAACACCUUCAGACCAUACUAGUCAGCCUCAACACCAUACUAGUCAGCCUCAACACCAUACUAGUCAGCCUCAACACCUUCAGACCAUCCUAGUCAGCCUCAACACCUUCAGACCAUACUAGUCAGCCUCAACACCUUCAGACCAUACUAGUCAGCCUCAACACCUUCAGACCAUACUAGUCAGCCUCAACACUUUCAGACCAUACUAGUCAGCCUCAACACCUUCAGACCAUCCUAGUCAGCCUCAACACCAUACUAGUCAGCCUCAACACCUUCAGACCAUCCUAGUCAGCCUCAACACCUUCACACCAUACUAGUCAGCCUCAACACCUUCACACCAUACUAGUCAGCCUCAACACCAUACUAGUCAGCCUCAACACCUUCAGACCAUACUAGUCAGCCUCAACACCAUACUAGUCAGCCUCAACACCUUCAGACCAUCCUAGUCAGCCUCAACACCAUACUAGUCAGCCUCAACACCUUCAGACCAUCCUAGUCAGCCUCAACACCAUACUAGUCAGCCUCAACACUUUCAGACCAUACUAGUCAGCCUCAACACCUUCAGACCAUCCUAGUCAGCCUCAACACCAUACUAGUCAGCCUCAACACCUUCAGACCAUCCUAGUCAGCCUCAACACCUUCAGACCAUACUAGUCAGCCUCAACACCUUCAGACCAUCCUAGUCAGCCUCAACACCAUACUAGUCAGCCUCAACACCUUCAGACCAUCCUAGUCAGCCUCAACACCAUCCUAGUCAGUCUCAACACCUUCAGACCAUACUAGUCAGCCUCAACACCUUCAGACCAUCCUAGUCAGCCUCAACACCUUCAGACCAUCCUAGUCAGCCUCAACACCUUCAGACCAUACUAGUCAGCCUCAACACCUUCAGACCAUCCUAGUCAGCCUCAACACCAUACUAGUCAGCCUCAACACCUUCAGACCAUACUAGUCAGCCUCAACACCUUCAGACCAUACUAGUCAGCCUCAACACCAUACUAGUCAGCCUCAACACUUUCAGACCAUCCUAGUCAGCCUCAACACCUUCAGACCAUCCUAGUCAGCCUCAACACCAUACUAGUCAGCCUCAACACCUUCAGACCAUACUAGUCAGCCUCAACACCUUCAGACCAUACUAGUCAGCCUCAACACUUUCAGACCAUACUAGUCAGCCUCAACACCUUCAGACCAUACUAGUCAGCCUCAACACCAUACUAGUCAGCCUCAACACUUUCAGACCAUACUAGUCAGCCUCAACACCUUCAGACCAUCCUAGUCAGCCUCAACACCAUACUAGUCAGCCUCAACACCUUCAGACCAUACUAGUCAGCCUCAACACCAUCCUAGUCAGCCUCAACACCUUCAGACCAUCCUAGUCAGCCUCAACACCAUCCUAGUCAGCCUCAACACCUUCAGACCAUACUAGUCAGCCUCAACACCUUCAGACCAUCCUAGUCAGCCUCAACACCUUCACACCAUACUAGUCAGCCUCAACACCAUACUAGUCAGCCUCAACACCUUCAGACCAUACUAGUCAGCCUCAACACCUUCACACCAUACUAGUCAGCCUCAACACCUUCACACCAUACUAGUCAGCCUCAACACCAUACUAGUCAGCCUCAACACCAUCACACCAUACUAGUCAGCCUCAACACCUUCAGACCAUACUAGUCAGCCUCAACACCAUCCUAGUCAGCCUCAACACCUUCAGACCAUCCUAGUCAGCCUCAACACCAUCCUAGUCAGCCUCAACACCUUCAGACCAUACUAGUCAGCCUCAACACCUUCAGACCAUCCUAGUCAGCCUCAACACCUUCAGACCAUACUAGUCAGCCUCAACACCUUCAGACCAUCCUAGUCAGCCUCAACACCUUCAGACCAUACUAGUCAGCCUCAACACCUUCAGACCAUCCUAGUCAGCCUCAACACCAUACUAGUCAGCCUCAACACCUUCAGACCAUCCUAGUCAGCCUCAACACCUUCAGACCAUACUAGUCAGCCUCAACACCUUCAGACCAUCCUAGUCAGCCUCAACACCUUCAGACCAUACUAGUCAGCCUCAACACCUUCAGACCAUACUAGUCAGCCUCAACACCUUCACACCAUCCUAGUCAGCCUCAACACCAUCCUAGUCAGCCUCAACACCUUCAGACCAUACUAGUCAGCCUCAACACCUUCAGACCAUCCUAGUCAGCCUCAACACCUUCACACCAUACUAGUCAGCCUCAACACCAUACUAGUCAGCCUCAACACCUUCAGACCAUCCUAGUCAGCCUCAACACCAUACUAGUCAGCCUCAACACCUUCAGACCAUACUAGUCAGCCUCAACACCUUCAGACCAUCCUAGUCAGCCUCAACACCAUCACACCAUACUAGUCAGCCUCAACACCAUACUAGUCAGCCUCAACACCUUCAGACCAUCCUAGUCAGCCUCAACACCUUCAGACCAUACUAGUCAGCCUCAACACCUUCAGACCAUCCUAGUCAGCCUCAACACCUUCAGACCAUCCUAGUCAGCCUCAACACCUUCAGACCAUACUAGUCAGCCUCAACACCUUCAGACCAUCCUAGUCAGCCUCAACACCUUCAGACCAUACUAGUCAGCCUCAACACCUUCACACCAUACUAGUCAGCCUCAACACCAUACUAGUCAGCCUCAACACCUUCAGACCAUCCUAGUCAGCCUCAACACCAUACUAGUCAGCCUCAACACCUUCAGACCAUCCUAGUCAGCCUCAACACCUUCAGACCAUACUAGUCAGCCUCAACACCUUCACACCAUACUAGUCAGCCUCAACACCAUACUAGUCAGCCUCAACACCUUCAGACCAUCCUAGUCAGCCUCAACACCUUCAGACCAUCCUAGUCAGCCUCAACACCUUCAGACCAUCCUAGUCAGCCUCAACACCUUCAGACCAUCCUAGUCAGCCUCAACACCUUCAGACCAUACUAGUCAGCCUCAACACCUUCACACCAUACUAGUCAGCCUCAACACCAUACUAGUCAGCCUCAACACCUUCAGACCAUACAGGUCUGAUCAACCGUAUUUUAAUACAACAGUAUUCUGCCAGAUAAUAGGUCUGAUCAAUCGUUGCUACUGAAUUCUCCUGAGUCAGUACUUGACGACAUGGCCUAGUUGCUUACAAUGUUUCCUCUCCUUCACCCGCCUCCCUCUCCUUCUCUCCCUCCCUCUCCUUCACCCGCCUCCCUCUCCUUCUCUCCUUCUCUCCCUCCCUCCCUCUCCAUCUCUCCCUCCCUCUCCUUCUCUCCCUCCCUCUCCUUCACCCGCCUCCCUCUCCCUCCUUCUAGGUGUUCCAGAGGAGGAUGGAUGGAACAGUGAACUUCUACAGAGGAUGGGACCAGUACAAGAACGGCUUUGGACAUGCAGCGGGAGAGUACUGGCUGGGUAAGGACUUAUUUAAAAAGCCUUUUCAAGGACAGAUCACCAAUGGAAAAACCUGGAUAAUAUAAUGAAUAAUUGGUAGUUAACUGAAUUCUCUAUAGUGAGGUUGUUGUGACAGUCAGUAGAUAGGCAGGUCGAUCACAACAAGACCAUUGUGGUCUACCAAAAACAUUUAGUUGGUGUGUAAAACCAGUGAGUCUAGAAAUGCAACCUCCCACACUACCCCAAAGCAGUAAAAAAAUUAAUAGCUUUUUGACAUCUCUUUCUGUGCUGACAGAAUACAUGACUUUUUGCAUGAUAAAAACAGAGAGCCCUCAAACUGAACUCUUGAGCGAUGCCAGCGCCACUGGAUUUUUUCCAUUAUUCCCCUUUAACCAGGGACUGAUUUAGACCUGGGACACCAGGUGGGUGAUUCCCCUUUAACCAGGGACUGAUUCAGACCUGGGACACCAGGUGGGUGAUUCCCCUUUAACCAGGGACUGAUUUAGACCUGGGACACCAGGUGGGUGAUUCCCCUUUAACCAGGGACUGAUUUAGACCUGGGACACCAGGUGGGUGAUUCCCCUUUAACCAGGGACUGAUUUAGACCUGGGACACCAGGUGGGUGAUUCCCCUUUAACCAGGGACUGAUUUAGACCUGGGAAACCAGGUGGGUGAUUCCCCUUUAACCAGGGACUGAUUUAGACCUGGGACACCAGGUGGGUGAUUCCCCUUUAACCAGGGACUGAUUUAGACCUGGGACACCAGGUGGGUGAUUCCCCUUUAACCAGGGACUGAUUUAGACCUGGGACACCAGGUGGGUGAUUCCCCUUUAACCAGGGACUGAUUUAAACCUGGGACACCAGGUGGGUGAUUCCCCUUUAACCAGGGACUGAUUUAAACCUGGGACACCAGGUGGGUGAUUCCCCUUUAACCAGGGACUGAUUUAGACCUGGGACACCAGGUGGGUGAUUCCCCUUUAACCAGGGACUGAUUUAGACCUGGGACACCAGGUGGGUGAUUCCCCUUUAACCAGGGACUGAUUUAGACCUGGGACACCAGGUGGGUGAUUCCCCUUUAACCAGGGACUGAUUUAGACCUGGGACACCAGGUGGGUGAUUCCCCUUUAACCAGGGACUGUUUUAAAACCUGGGACACCAGUGGGUGAUAACCAGGGACUGAGUAGAGUUGAAUACCUGGUGAUCCCUUAACCAGCUGGUAGACUGGGAACCAGGUGGGUGAUCCCCGAUAUAACCAGGAUGCAUCUGAUGACUAAUGGUGGGUAGAGUUGUCCCUCUGAUUAACCACUGAUUUAGACCUGGACGGUGGGUAGAGUUGAUACCCCGGUUGUAACCAGCAGGCUUGGACCGUGGGUAAAGUUGAAUACCCUGGUAUAGUAACCAGCAGGCUCGGACCUGGUAGGGUAAGAGUUGAAUACCCUGGAUAGUAACCAGCGUGACUGGUAGGGUAGAGUUAAAUACCCCUGGUAUAGUAACCAGCAGGACCUGGUAGGUAGAGUUGAAUACCCCUGGUAUAGUAACCAGAGCCAGGACCGGGUAGGGUAAAGUUGAUGAAAAGCCCCUGGUAUAGUACCAUAGCUUUGACCUGGUAGGGUAAGAGUUGAAUACCCCUGGUAUAGUAACCAGCAGGCUCGGACCUGGUAGGGUAAGAGUUGAAUACCUCCUGGUAUAGUAACCAGCAGGCUCUGGACCUGGUAGGGUAAGAGUUGAAUACCUCUGGUAUAGUAACCAGCAGGCUCUGGACCUGGUAGGGUAAGAGUUGAAUACCCCUGGUAUAGUAACCAGCAGGACCUGGUAGGGUAAGAGUUGAAUACCCCUGGUAUAGUAACCACAGCGGACCUGGUAGGGUAAGAGUUGAAUACCCCUGGUAUAGUAACCAGCAGGACCUGGUAGGGUAAGAGUUGAAUACCCCUGGUAUAGUAACCAGCAGGCUCUGGACCUGGUAGGGUAAGAGUUGAAUACCCCUGGUAUAGUAACCAGCAGGCCGGACCUGGUAGGGUAAGAGUUGAAUACCCUGGUAUAGUAACCAGCAGGCCGGACCUGGUAGGGUAAGAGUUGAAUACCCUGGUAUAGUAACCAGCAGCGGACCUGGUAGGGUAAGAGUUGAAUACCCCUGGUAUAGUAACCAGCAGGCCGGACCUGGUAGGGUAAGAGUUGAAUACCCCUGGUAUAGUAACCAGCAGGACCUGGUAGGGUAAGAGUUGAAUACCCCUGGUAUAGUAACCAGCAGCUCUGGACCUGGUAGGGUAAGAGUUGAAUACCCUGGUAUAGUAACCAGCAGACCGGACCUGGUAGGGUAAGAGUUGAAUACCCCUGGUAUAGUAACCAGCAGGCCGGACCUGGUAGGGUAAGAGUUGAAUACCCCUGGUAUAGUAACCAGCAGGACCCUGGUAGGUAAGAGUUGAAUACCCUGGUAUGUACCAGCGGACCUGGUAGGGUAAGAGUUGAAUACCCCUGGUAUAGUAACCAGCAGGCUCUGGACCUGGUAGGGUAAGAGUUGAAUACCCCUGGUAUAGUAACCAGCAGGACCUGGUAGGGUAAGAGUUGAAUACCCCUGGUAUAGUAACCAGCGGGACCUGGUAGGGUAAGAGUUGAAUACCCCUGGUAUAGUAACCAGCAGGCUCUGGACCUGGUAGGGUAAAAGUUGAAUACCCCUGGUAUAGUAACCAGCAGGCUCCGGACCUGGUAGGGUAAGAGUUGAAUACCCCUGGCAUAGUAACCAGCAGGCUCUGGACCUGGUAGGGUAAGAGUUAAAUACCCCUGGUAUAGUAACCAGCAGGCUCUGGACCUGGUAGGGUAAGAGUUGAAUACCCCUGGUAUAGUAACCAGCAGGACCUGGUAGGGUAAGAGUUGAAUACCCCUGGUAUAGUAACCAGCAGGCUCUGGACCUGGUAGGGUAACAGUUGAAUACCCCUGGUAUAGUAACCAGCAGGACCUGGUAGGGUAAGAGUUGAAUACCUCUGGUAUAGUAACCAGCAGGACCUGGUAGGGUAAGAGUUGAUUACCUCUGGUAUAGUAACCAGCAGGACCCAGACCUGGUAGGGUAAGAGUUGAAUACCUCUGGUAUAGUAACCAGCAGGCUCUGGACCUGGUAGGGUAAGAGUUGAUUACCUCUGGUAUAGUAACCAGCAGGACCUGGUAGGGUAAGAGUUGAAUACCCCUGGUAUAGUAACCAGCAGGACCUGGUAGGGUAAGAGUUGAAUACCUCUGGUAUAGUAACCAGCAGGACCUGGACCUGGUAGGGUAAGAGUUGAAUACCCCUGGCAUAGUAACCAGCAGGCUCUGGACCUGGUAGGGUAAGAGUUGAAUACCCCUGGUAUAGUAACCAGUAGGCUCUGGACCUGGUAGGGUAAGAGUUGAAUACCUCUGGUAUAGUAACCAGCAGGCUCCGGACCUGUUAGGGUAAGAGUUGAAUACCUCUGGUAUAGUAACCAGUAGGCUCUGGACCUGGUAGGGUAAGAGUUGAAUACCCCUGGUAUAGUAACCAGCAGGACCUGGUAGGGUAAGAGUUGAAUAACCCUGGUAUAUUAACCAGCAGGACCUGGUAGGGUAAGAGUUGAAUACCUCUGGUAUAGUAACCAGCAGGACCUGGUAGGGUAAGAGUUGAAUACCCCUGGUAUAGUAACCAGCAGGCUUCGGACCUGGUAGGGUAAGAGUUGAAUACCUCUGGUAUAGUAUCCAGCAGGCUUCGGACCUGGUAGGGUAAGAGUUGAAUACCCCUGGUAUAGUAACCAGCAGGCUCCGGACCUGUUAGGGUAAGAGUUGAAUACCUCUGGUAUAGUAACCAGUAGGCUCUGGACCUGGUAGGGUAAGAGUUGAAUACCCCUGGUAUAGUAACCAGCAGGACCUGGACCUGGUAGGGUAAGAGUUGAAUACCCCUGGCAUAGUAACCAGCAGGCUCUGGACCUGGUAGGGUAAGAGUUGAAUACCCCUGGUAUAGUAACCAGUAGGCUCUGGACCUGGUAGGGUAAGAGUUGAAUACCUCUGGUAUAGUAACCAGUAGGCUCUGGACCUGGUAGGGUAAGAGUUGAAUACCCCUGGUAUAGUAACCAGCAGGACCUGGACCUGGUAGGGUAAGAGUUGAAUACCCCUGGUAUAGUAACCAGCAGGCUCCGGACCUGGUAGGGUAAGAGUUGAAUACCUCUGGUAUAGUAACCAGCAGGCUCUGGACCUGGUAGGGUAAGAGUUGAAUACCCCUGGCAUAGUAACCAGCAGGACCUGGUAGGGUAAGAGUUGAUUACCUCUGGUAUAGUAACCAGCAGGACCCGGACCUGGUAGGGUAAGAGUUGAAUACCCCUGGUAUAGUAACCAGCAGGACCCAGACCUGGUAGGGUAAGAGUUGAAUACCCCUGGUAUAGUAACCAGCAGGACCUGGUAGGGUAAGAGUUGAAUACCCCUGGUAUAGUAACCAGCAGGACCUGGUAGGGUAAGAGUUGAAUACCCCUGGUAUAGUAACCAGCAGGCUCUGGACCUGGUAGGGUAACAGUUGAAUACCUCUGGUAUAGUAACCAGCAGGACCUGGUAGGGUAAGAGUUGAAUACCCCUGGUAUAGUAACCAGCAGGCUCUGGACCUGGUAGGGUAACAGUUGAAUACCUCUGGUAUAGUAACCAGCAGGACCUGGUAGGGUAAGAGUUGAAUACCUCUGGUAUAGUAACCAGCAGGACCUGGACCUGGUAGGGUAAGAGUUGAAUACCCCUGGUAUAGUAACCAGCAGGACCUGGUAGGGUAAGAGUUGAAUACCCCUGGUAUAGUAACCAGCAGGACCUGGACCUGGUAGGGUAAGAGUUGAAUACCCCUGGUAUAGUAACCAGCAGGACCUGGUAGGGUAAGAGUUGAAUACCCCUGGUAUAGUAACCAGCAGGCUCUGGACCUGGUAGGGUAAGAGUUGAAUACCCCUGGUAUAGUAACCAGCAGGACCUGGUAGGGUAAGAGUUGAAUAACCCUGGUAUAGUAACCAGCAGGCUCUGGACCUGGUAGGGUAAGAGUUGAAUACCUCUGGUAUAGUAACCAGCAGGACCUGGUAGGGUAAGAGUUGAAUACCCCUGGUAUAGUAACCAGCAGGACCUGGUAGGGUAAGAGUUGAAUACCCCUGGUAUAGUAACCAGCAGGACCUGGUAGGGUAAGAGUUGAUUACCUCUGGUAUAGUAACCAGCAGGACCUGGUAGGGUAAGAGUUGAUUACCUCUGGUAUAGUAACCAGCAGGACCUGGACCUGGUAGGGUAAGAGUUGAAUACCCCUGGUAUAGUAACCAGCAGGACCUGGUAGGGUAACAGUUGAAUACCCCUGGUAUAGUAACCAGCAGGCUCUGGACCUGGUAGGGUAACAGUUGAAUACCUCUGGUAUAGUAACCAGCAGGCUCAGGACCUGGUAGGGUAACAGUUGAAUAACCCUGGUAUAGUAACCAGCAGGCUCUGGACCUGGUAGGGUAAGAGUUGAAUACCCCUGGUAUAGUAACCAGCAGGACCUGGUAGGGUAAGAGUUGAAUACCCCUGGUAUAGUAACCAGCAGGCUCUGGACCUGGUAGGGUAAGAGUUGAAUACCCCUGGCAUAGUAACCAGCAGGACCUGGUAGGGUAAGAGUUGAAUACCCCUGGUAUAGUAACCAGCAGGACCUGGUAGGGUAAGAGUUGAAUACCUCUGGUAUAGUAACCAGUAGGCUCUGGACCUGGUAGGGUAAGAGUUGAAUACCUCUGGUAUAGUAACCAGCAGGACCUGGUAGGGUAAGAGUUGAAUACCUCUGGUAUAGUAACCAGCAGGCUCUGGACCUGGUAGGGUAAGAGUUGAAUACCCCUGGUAUAGUAACCAGCAGGCUCUGGACCUGGUAGGGUAAGAGUUGAAUACCCCUGGCAUAGUAACCAGCAAGACCUGGUAGGGUAAGAGUUGAUUACCUCUGGUAUAGUAACCAGCAGGACCCGGACCUGGUAGGGUAAGAGUUGAAUACCCCUGGUAUAGUAACCAGCAGGCUCUGGACCUGGUAGGGUAAGAGUUGAAUACCCCUGGUAUAGUAACCAGCAGGACCUGGUAGGGUAAGAGUUGAAUACCUCUGGUAUAGUAACCAGCAGGCUCUGGACCUGGUAGGGUAAGAGUUGAAUACCUCUGGUAUAGUAACCAGCAGGACCUGGUAGGGUAAGAGUUGAAUACCCUUGGUAUAGUAACCAGCAGGACCUGGUAGGGUAAGAGUUGAAUACCUCUGGUAUAGUAACCAGCAGGACCUGGACCUGGUAGGGUAAGAGUUGAAUACCCCUGGUAUAGUAACCAGCAGGACCUGGACCUGGUAGGGUAAGAGUUGAAUACCUCUGUUCUAGAGGUUCACCUCGUCUGUUGGAUGCAGGUCUGGACACCAUCUACCUCCUGACCCUGAAGAAGGCGUAUGAGUUGAGGGUGGACAUGGAGGACUUCGGACAACAGAAAGCCUUCGCUUUCUACUCCUCCUUCGCCAUCUCUCCCGAAGUCACCGACCCUGAACUGGACGGCUACAAGCUCCACGUUACUGGCUUUAAAGACGGAGGUGCAGGUGAGAGCAGUUCAACUUCAUUAGAUCAACAUCAGGGGUGUGGUCAUUAGUCGAGAGUUCAGCUGGGUCCCUUCAUUCGGUUCUGUUUGGUUCCUAGUGAAUACAGCCCUGGGCCCAUUCGGUUCUGUUUGGUUCCUAGUGAAUACAGCCCUGGGCCCAUUCGGUUCUGUUUGGUUCCUAGUGAAUACAGCCCUGGGCCCAUUCGGUUCUGUUUGGUUCCUAGUGAAUACAGCCCUGGGCCCAUUCGGUUCUGUUUGGUUCCUAGUGAAUACAGCCCUGGGCCCAUUCGGUUCUGUUUGGUUCCUAGUGAAUACAGCCCUGGGCCCGUACUCAUAAAUAGUCUCAGAGCUGAUCUAGGAUCCGUUUAUUUUAGAUCAUGAUGAAUAGUAUUACAUGGAAAGGACGGGGGGGGACCUGGUCCUAGAUCACAUUGAGAAUGGCACACACCCUAUUCCCUAUAGAGUACAGAACGUUUGACCAGGGGCUCUGGGCAGUAGCCUUUAUGGUGAAUAGGUUACUUAACAUCUGACCUGUGUUUCCUGCUCGAACCCAGGAGAUUCUCUCACCUAUCACAGUGGUAUGAAGUUCUCCACCUUCGACCGAGACCAGGACACUACUGAAACCAACUGCGCAGUUGCCGCAGUAGGAGGGUAUUGGUUCAACGAGUGUUACCACUCAAACCCCAACGGUCUUUAUACAUGGGGAUUCAACUCACAGAUGGGAGUCAACUGGAGGGCAUGGAAGACCUUCUACUCUGUGAAAGCCAUAUCCAUGAAGAUCAGGCCU
Molecule: messenger RNA, 25618 nt
Organism: Coregonus sp. 'balchen'
Lineage: Eukaryota; Metazoa; Chordata; Actinopteri; Salmoniformes; Salmonidae
Source: the annotation of a GenBank genome assembly